CUCUCUCUCUCUCGCUCUCUCUCUCUGUGUUUGGCCAGCUGGUGAGAGCACAAACCUUUCUGCAAAACAGGUCACCUACAGGAGACAAAUCAUAAUUUUGAGGGGACCAGGAGAGCUUUCAUCUCUCCAAAAAUCGCCAAUUCACCCACGAACUCCUGUAAUGUCGUGGAACGAAGAUAAAUAACGGCCAGCUUGUUCUCUCUGUUGAAGUGUUGAGCGGAUCGAGCUCCCGCGACACACACGCACACACAGCUCGGGCGUUCCCGCGACUCCUCAGCCGCCAACGGAAGGGUGGCAGGAGAGAGGAGAGAGGAGGAGGAGAAGGGGGGGGAGGAGGGAGAGGAGGGGAGGAAACCCGACUGUUUUGAAGCUAUACGCCAGUAAACAUAGACUAUAAGCAUACACAGUGAACGAAGAGGAAACCGUCGCAGUGCUAUUUUAUUUCAGUGUGGAUGAAACUAGGAUGAGAGAGACGCCAAAGGAGAGAGACGCCAUCGGUGACAAGAUAAAGGACUCCGCUGUUGGGAUGGCUGAGGUUUCACAGCAGGAGAGAAUUCAGGCCAUCGCUGAGAAGAGGAAGAGGCAGACAGAGAUUGAGAACAAGAGGAGACAGCUGGAAGAUGACAGAAGACAGCUUCAACACCUAAAGUCGAAGGCUCUGAGAGAGCGCUGGUUGUUGGAUGGGGCUCCAGAGGAAGAUGAGACUCAGAGACGACUUCAGGAGGACGAAGAGAGGACUAAGGCACUAGAGAAGAGCAUCCUCUGCUUGGAGCAGGAUAUAGAGGAGCUGGAGAAUCCGGUCAUGACCAAAGAGAACGGAGCUGUAAAUGGAGUAUCACAGAACCAGAGUCCUAGAAGAGAACUAACAGGAGUAGAAGCCAAGCUGUUGGGUCCCAGUCCAGACCAGGCCAGUGCUGAGAACCCUGUUACCCUGGUCUUCAUGGGCUAUACAGCUCUGGAGGGUGAGACAGCAGGGGAGGUGGGGGAGGCAGGGGGGACAGAGGGUGGAGACGGCUCAGUCAAGGCGGAGUUUGUGAUGCUAUCAGACGGGGAGGGGAAGGGGGUAGGAGAGGGGGAGACGGAGACCCAGGCAGCAGCCAAUGGGAGUACGGGUGAGAAGGGGGAGGCAAAUGGGGGAGGAGGGGAGGAGGGGGAGAAGGAAAAGAAACCGAGUUGCAAGUGUUGCACAGUCAUGUGAGUGUGUGUGCGUGUGCGUGCGCGUGCGUGCGUGCGUGCGUGCGUGCGUGCGUGCGUGUGUGUGUGUGUGUGUCUGUCUGUGUGUGUGUGUCAAAGAAAGAUGCUUGUGUGUGUGUGUGUGAGUGUGUCAGAGCAAGAGAGACUUGAGUGCGUACGUGUAUGUGUGUCUGAUCACACACUUCACAGGACUACAAAACCAAACAGUCCGACUCCUCCUGCCAAGCAGCAAAAACUACAGCCAACACCAACCAUAUACAGCCAACAGACACUGGAGAAUCAAUACUACUGUAUUACUGUAGUAGUACUACAACAACAACCUACAGCCAGGACAAUAUACACUAGACUAUGUAUUACUCUAGUACUACAAUAACAACCUACAGCCAGGACAAUAUACACUAGACUAUGUACUACUCUAGUACUACAAUAACAACAUUCAGCCAGGACAAUAUACACUAGACUAUGUAUUACUCUAGUACUACAAUAACAACCUACAGCCAGGACCAUAUACACUAGACUAUGUACUACUCUAGUACUACAAUAACAACCUACAGCCAGGACAAUAUACACUAGACUAUGUACUACUCUAGUACUACAAUAACAACCUACAGCCAGGACAAUAUACACUAGACUAUGUAUUACUCUAGUACUACAAUAACAACCUACAGCCAGGACCAUAUACACUAGACUAUGUACUACUCUAGUACUACAAUAACAACCUACAGCCAGGACAAUAUACACUAGACUAUGUAUUACUCUAGUACUACAAUAACAAUUGGGAAAUCUGAAAUGGAACCCUAUUCCCUAUAGUACUUUGGGCCAAAACACUCCCACAGUGCACUAGUAUAGGAAAAGGGCUGCUGUUUCAGAUACAGCUAGUACCUCCAGACUGAUCAAACAAAACCUCCCUCACUGUGUACUGCUAUUGUACUACUAUUUACUACGAUGUACUUCUUCUGAUAUGGAUUAUUCUUUUAUUGUGAAUGCUAUUUUUAUAUUUUUCUGUCUUGACAUUUAUAGUGUAUUCUGUGUGUACUUCUGUAUGCUAUUCUAUUAAUAUUCUCUUUAUUAUUGAACUGGAUGUGCCGUCACGUUAUUGUUGAAAAGAAAAUGUAGCAGGUCUUUGUAUUGUAAUGUGUCUGCUAUCGGAGCCAUCUGGAAAAUGUCUACCAUUGUUUUUUUAGUCCAGAAUAUGAAGAAGACAUACAUUUUGUAUAUUUCCCUGUGUAUCGAGUAUUUAUGAGUCAGUUUCAUAUUAUAUUGUCUCUGUAAUAUAGUUUCACAGUGUGAACAGUAUUCAAAUAUGUUGAUAUCAAGUUUUAUACAAUGUAUUCAUUGGUUUGGUUUCUGCCAAAUCAUAGCCAGCCACACUCCGCAUGCAAGCUUGUACCAUCAUCACAAAUCAAUAGGAACACCAAUUCAAUCAAUCAGCCACACCAUGUCAUCUGGUGCAUCUCAGAUAACAUUAUUAUCUCUGUUUUAAACUGUCCAUCCCAUGUCGUCAUCUCUAUCUCAUCAUCUCAAGUCAUUUAUACUCUACUUACAUCUAGUAAUCUAUUGAUCUCCACUAAUCUCCUCAUUAGACUCACUAUGACACUGUGCAACUCAUAAACACAUUUCACUAUUUUAUUAUUAUUUUUAAUUAAAAGAUGGCUUUUUCACUGUUUGAGUCAAGCCCAGCCAUUGUUUAAAUGCUGAUGCUUAUGAAUUUUGUUGAGUCAGUGAUGUUGAAUCUUCUGAUGUAGCAUUAACUCUAACUCUGAUUAAUGUUGUUAUUGAUCGUAAUACUCCUCAUCAGGUCUGAUCAGUAUCAUUGAUAACUAUAUCCAUCCUUUCGGCAUAUUGCUUAACAUGAAUGUAAUAAUGGGUUCUAUUGGGAUCGAAGGGAAGGUGAAACCUGUCGUCAGCAGAAUAAACCUUCCAUUCCCAGAGA
Messenger RNA from Oncorhynchus mykiss (rainbow trout), 3127 nucleotides. Its product is annotated as paralemmin-1. Gene Ontology annotation, biological process: regulation of cell shape. The record is from RefSeq and is a predicted model, not a curated record. NCBI's taxonomy places the organism in Eukaryota, Metazoa, Chordata, Actinopteri, Salmoniformes, Salmonidae. Gene Ontology annotation, cellular component: membrane.